Molecule: messenger RNA, 5585 nt
Organism: Sorex araneus (European shrew)
Lineage: Eukaryota; Metazoa; Chordata; Mammalia; Eulipotyphla; Soricidae
Gene: HSPA12A
Product: heat shock protein family A (Hsp70) member 12A
Exons: 14
Coding region: 203-2278 (691 amino acids)
Source: RefSeq, a predicted model, not a curated record
UGCAGGUAGAAGGUGGCGUUGAGCAGCUCCUCCAGCCGGCGCGGGACCUGGUUCUCCUGGUAGUACCGCAUCGCCUGCCGCCGGAGCUUCUGCAGCUCCCGGGCGCUCCCGGAGCCGCGGCGGUCGCCGUCAUCCCCCAUGACGAAAGCAUCUGAGAUUGGGGGGCUAAGCACCCUGCCCCAGACCAUACCUCGAGUAGGUGAUGGAGAGCGUCGGCGUGUACGGAUUCUGUGGGUGCACGGCCAAGAGCAAAGUGAAGUGUGAUUCAAAGUGGGAGAUAGCGGCCGCAGAAACGGCCCCCACAUCUGCAUACUCAUCCCCAGCCCGGAGCCUCGGGGACACAGGAAUCACACCUCUGUCGCCUUCCCAUAUUGCGAAUGAUGCCGACCCCAGUGUGUCAGAGCAGCCAUCAUUCCUGGUGGUGGUGGCCAUCGACUUUGGGACCACGUCCAGCGGCUACGCCUACAGCUUCACCAAGGAGCCGGAGUGCAUCCACGUGAUGCGGCGAUGGGAAGGGGGUGACCCCGGCGUGUCCAACCAGAAGACACCCACCACCAUCCUGCUGACCCCUGAGCGGAAGUUCCACAGUUUCGGAUAUGCCGCCAGAGACUUCUACCACGACCUGGACCCCACCGAGGCCAAGCAGUGGCUGUACCUGGAGAAGUUCAAGAUGAAGCUGCACACCACGGGGGACCUCACCAUGGACACUGACCUUUCAGCAGCCAACGGCAAGAAGGUCAAAGCCCUGGAGAUCUUCGCUUACGCCCUGCAGUACUUCAAGGAGCAGGCGCUGAAGGAGCUGAGCGACCAGGCGGGCUCGGAGUUUGAGAACUCAGACGUCAGAUGGGUCAUCACGGUGCCCGCCAUCUGGAAGCAGCCGGCCAAGCAGUUCAUGAGACAAGCCGCCUACCAGGCGGGCCUGGCCUCCCCCGAGAACUCAGAACAGCUCAUCAUCGCCCUGGAGCCCGAGGCAGCCUCUAUCUACUGCCGGAAGCUGCGGCUGCACCAGAUGAUCGAGCUGAGCAGCAAGGCCGCGGUCAAUGGGUCCAGCUCCAGUGACACAGUAGGAGCUGGGUUUACACAGGCUAAGGAGCACAUACGGCGCAAUCGGCAGAGCCGGACCUUCUUGGUGGAGAAUGUCAUAGGCGAAAUCUGGUCUGAACUGGAGGAAGGUGACAAGUAUGUGGUUGUGGACAGUGGUGGUGGCACCGUGGACCUGACCGUGCAUCAGAUCCGGUUGCCCGAGGGACACCUCAAAGAACUCUACAAAGCUACAGGUGGCCCCUACGGAUCCUUAGGAGUAGAUUAUGAGUUUGAAAAACUCCUCUGUAAGAUAUUUGGAGAGGAUUUUAUCGAGCAAUUCAAGAUCAAGCGUCCCGCGGCAUGGGUUGACUUAAUGAUCGCGUUUGAGUCUCGCAAGAGGGCGGCUGCCCCAGACCGAACCAACCCCCUAAACAUCACCCUGCCCUUCUCCUUCAUUGACUACUACAAGAAGUUCCGGGGUCACAGCGUCGAACAUGCCUUGAGGAAAAGCAACGUGGAUUUUGUGAAGUGGUCCUCGCAGGGCAUGCUGAGGAUGAGCCCGGACGCCAUGAAUGCCCUCUUCAAGCCGACCAUCGAUAGCAUCAUCGAGCAUCUCCGGGACCUGUUCCAGAAGCCGGAGGUGGCCACGGUCAAGUUCCUCUUCCUGGUGGGCGGCUUCGCGGAGGCGCCGCUGCUGCAGCAGGCGGUGCAGACGGCCUUCGGGGACCAGUGCCGCGUCAUCAUCCCGCAGGACGUGGGCCUCACCAUCCUCAAGGGCGCCGUGCUCUUCGGCCUGGACCCCGCGGUCAUCAAGGUGCGCCGCUCGCCGCUCACCUACGGGGUGGGCGUGCUGAACCGCUACGUGGAGGGCAAGCACCCGCCCGAGAAGCUGCUGGUCAAGGACGGCACGCGCUGGUGCACCGACGUCUUCGACAAGUUCAUCUCGGCCGACCAGUCGGUGGCGCUGGGCGAGCUGGUGAAGCGCAGCUACACGCCCGCCAAGCCCUCGCAGCUGCUCAUCAUCAUCAACAUCUACAGCGCCGAGCGCGACCAGGUGAGCUUCAUCACCGACCCCGGCGUGAAGAAGUGCGGCACCCUCCGCCUGGAUCUCACCGGCACCGGCGGCCCCGCCGUGCCCGCCCGCAGGGAGAUCCAGACCCUCAUGCAGUUCGGGGACACGGAGAUCAAGGCCACGGCCAUCGACAUCGCCACCUCCAAGAGUGUCAAGGUCGGGAUCGAUUUCUUAAAUUACUAACGGGGGUCUCCCGUCACAGGACUCUGCUCACCUGCAUCUCCCCUACACCCCUCUACUCAGACUUUUUUUUUUUUAAAAAAAAAAAAAACCAAAACCCUGCCCUUGACCCUGGCCUUGGCCCUCUCCAAAAUUUCACCAGGGAGGGAGAGAACCAUCGACGAGGAGAGAAAUGACUGGGGACCUGGGAGGGCAUGAGGGCGUCAACUGUCCAUUGGAGCUGAAGACAGAUUUGGGAGUAGAAAAAUGCAAGGGUCCCAGGAAGGCACUUGGUUUUUUAGGACCCUAGGGGCAAACCCCCGACAAGGGAAUCAGCUCUUUCCUCCAGCCGGGAUGAAGCUGGCUUCCAGGAGUUCUCGGGUAGGGGAUCUUCCUUCCUGGAUCGGAAAUGAAAUCUUUGAGCUUCUCUAACUCUUUGAGCCUUCCCCCCCCCCCCCCGCCCCCUGGCAGCCAGUAUCAGGGGCCACCCAUCUGCGGUUCUUUUCCGCAUCAUAGGACUAGCAGUGGUGAUUUGGUGGGAAUUGGGAGCAUUUUUUUUUUUUUUUUUACCUGGUGAGGAUAGAUAAACUGCCUGCCGGGGCUCUAUUUUAGGCAUGGCCUUGUGUGGAUGGAGCCGGAUGUUAACACAUGGACGCUGGCCCAUGCCACUGGCCGCUCACACUGCAUGUGGCCUAAUACAUAUUAUAGUGCCCAUGUCAACGUCAGCGGCUCCUGACACCCUUUUAUGCUGAUAGAAUUCCAAAAUGCCAAAUCCAGAUGUCAGAACUCACAGGCCACUCUCAUGGGCUUGCGCAGGGCUCUGUGUGACUCAAGGAGCUUGCACUGACUCCUUGUUCCCAGACCCAGGCCUAGGAGGCCCUCCUACCCCCUUCUCUGAAAACAAACAAACAAACCCGUAUUUAUUUUAAGUGAAGCGCCUCGCCCCUGCCCAUGCUCUCUCCCCGAGUAUUGUGGCCAUUGAUUCCCACAUCUUAAAAGUGAUACUUCAGUGGUAGGUGGGCAGGGAAUGUCAUAGGAAAUGCUGCAUUUGAAUGUUACAUCCCUACAAGUUGGAUAGAAAAGUGGAGAUCCCCGCACUGCCUGAGAACUCCUGGCUCUUGUAACAAACAAGUUCCUGGACCCUUUCAUGAACCACAUUCAGGUCUAGGAGUGGGGGCCACAAUCUGCCACAGGGGACUGGGUUGAGCUGAAAUUUGGCCCUGUAGUCCUAGGCACAGACCUGGGCCUGCAGCCCCCUGGAAGACCAUGAUGCCCAGCCGCAUCCUGCCCACUUGUGAGUGGGACUCAGGAGCCCUCUGGGAAGAGCUCAAGGAGGAAAAGGCUGGAACAAAUACAUCCCUAAGCCCUGGGCUGGCCAACUGAGGUGCCAACUGUGGGUCCGUGGUGCCAACUGUGGGAUCUGUAUUCUUCCUUUCAUCCCCCACCCCGUGCGAAGCUGGGCUUCACCACCGUCCAGAACCAAGCGGGGAUCAGGACUCUUCACUCAUGACCCAUUUCCCCUGGUUCUCACCUGCCAGAGCUCCACGAUUGUAAAUCACUAGAGCCAGGCAGACGAGGAGCAAAUUCUGGUGCCAGUUGGACUCACACACCUGAUAUAGGCAGAUUUUUUAAAUAGCAUUUCCACGCUCAGCCUCGCCUUCUUUUUCACAUCGCUGGCUGCAGAAUUCCCUCCCUUUGAAUGUAAAAUCCAAACCAACCACAGAACUAGAGUCCAGGUGAUUCGCCUCAUAGUCUACUUGCAGGGGGUCUUUUUCUGCCCAAUCGGCUUCCAAAGCUACGUGUUAGGGGUCUUUCUUUGAGGUUGCCAGCCAUAAACUCCAAAUAAGACUUUUCGAUUUAGUUAUAAUUUUAUGUACAUACGAUACUAGAAUAUUGUACAGACUUCCUUAUUUCUACAAUGUGCUUUUCUUGUUUGAAGGGGGGAAAAAAAUGAAGAAAAUGCUCUUUGGUUUCUGUCGUUGACGUUGCUGCCUUUACUUUUCCAUGCUGUCAUUUACUUGUGACCAUGCAUUGUUGAUUUGUUCCGACACUAAAGCUAUGGCCUAUGUUUGCAAGACAGAGCAAUAGACAAGGUGCCUGUGGUCAGACUGGGGUGCCUGAAUGGAUCCCCUGUGCCCCAGCGCCAUCAGACCCUUCUCCAUGCCCGCCCCAUCCCCAAACGGUCACCGUCUCUGUGUCAGGGUGCAUCGGCUCCUGCAUCCUGUUCUCCUGUGAGUCUUAAAGAACUAAGCUAUCUGGCUUGGUGAGCAAUGGGACUGGGCAGAAAAACUCACACACACACACACACACACACACACACACAAAUCUUUCUUUGGGCAGGGGGCAUGGGGCAGAGGUCUGCUCUGUGGGAUGUUUUCGGUCCCAGGGUUACAGGAAGGAAUCAAGGGGUACAUAAAAAUUAGCUGUGCUGGGUUUUCUGCUGGAUGCAGUGGAAGUAGGAGCAGCAGGUUCCCCUGCUUUAUUGGCAAAGGUAAAUGAUCCCUUCCCGCUCCCCUCCCCCCAACACUCAGGAUGUCUCAGUCUGCAAUACCCCGGAUAGAUGAUGGCAGAGCGGACAAUGAUGUCAGACUUCAUUCUGACUCCAGAGAAGCAGCCCCACUAGUCGAACUCCUGAAAGGGAAACCCCUCAUCUACCCCACCCUUCUUGCCCCCACUAAAAAUAUUCUAGAGUAAAAGCCCCAGAUUAGUUAUACUUGGAGGCAUUUCCUGACGUUAGACAGUUUCUCCAAGACCUGCUACCUUGACCCGCUCCCCAGCUGUCCCUGGCACAGCAGCGGGCACUCCCAUUUCCGGGAAGCAGGCAUCAGUGCAUGCUGUGUGACUGACAGGUUACAGACAGGAGAUAGAAGACGUCAGAUUUUUACAGCAUGAUGCUAAGAUACGUCCAGGUUACAGAGCCUGCCCUAUCCAUAGAAUGUCCCUUAGAUCAAGUUUAGCUUUUAGAGUCCAGGUCUGGUAAAUCGCCAGGGUGGCAAAGAGUCGCAUGCGUCCCUAUCCACGGAGUCAAACUGCAUCCUAACUGAGGAUCGGACUUCUCACUGUCGAGGUGACAUAGCUGAAAUCGAGCUGCGCGUGUGUGUAUGCUGGGAAAGCGGCUUCCAUGACGGGGGGGACAUUGGCCGCAGCGGCACCAUCUCUCAUCUGCUUUGAACAGUGGACUCUGUCCUACAAACAGCAGCCAUCCAACUCUGGUUCACCACAAAAAUAAAUCCAAACUCCACAGGACUUCGCCGCAGCUCACACAACUCGACAAGGUUGUAUUUGCAAACCGUCUUCACAGAUGUCUAAUAAAGCAAACCUUUGGAUCUCA